This is a messenger RNA of Anopheles coluzzii, 10441 nucleotides long. RefSeq lists its product as uncharacterized. The record is from RefSeq and is a predicted model, not a curated record. Gene Ontology annotation, cellular component: nucleus; cytoplasm. Gene Ontology annotation, biological process: intracellular signal transduction; protein autophosphorylation; peptidyl-serine phosphorylation. Gene Ontology annotation, molecular function: ATP binding; calcium-dependent protein serine/threonine kinase activity; calmodulin binding. The transcript has 5 exons. The coding region runs from base 893 to 5329 and encodes 1478 amino acids. Lineage: Eukaryota; Metazoa; Arthropoda; Insecta; Diptera; Culicidae.
CGGAAGCAGCGCUGCCUUGCUUUGUUUUGGUUUUGCUUUUGUAAGUGAUGGAUCGUGAUGGGUAGCUAGCUAGUCAGAGGAGAGCAAAAUCGGCCAGUGUGUCCGCUGUACAGUGUUUAUUUGAAACACCAUUUUCAUCAUCGUACUCCGUUUUCCACGGCAGCGUGAAAGUCCCGUCUCGGAGUGAAAAGAAAAGUCCCCCCAGGCCGCCGUUUGCGCAGCGUUUUUUCGCUUUUUUUCGGGAUAGUACCGUGUUUGUGCGUGCGUGCGUGUGUGUGUCUGUGUGCGCGUGUCUCCGUGUGUGGUGUAUGUGUUUGGAACCGGGUGAAAAGCCACCUUUUCCAAUUUACCUGCCUAACCACACUCACCAAAUCCCCAAAUCGACACACCAGCCAGCCACCAGUGCGCCAUUGCCCGUUUUGGCCGAUUGCAAGCCUCGUCGUCACGCCGUCAGCAGGCAAGCAGCCACUCCGUUCUGUCACCCAGUGUGCGUCGCCAUCUCGUCGAGCAGCAGCAGCAGCAGCACGGACGCGUCCAUGUGUGCGUACGUGCGUUGAUAAAAUUGGCUAUUUACGCUUGCCCGAAUCGACGACGGGGGGUCUCGAUCCUGUCGAAAGCGCAGCACAGUUUCCUAGCAUCGGGAAGCUGUCGUGUUCACAACCCAUCCAUCGGUAGCAGCCGCAGCCUCGACCAUCGUCGGUUCGCAUCGACGGUUCCGAGGUGGCAUCAGUGGAGCGAUAUAGUGGAGCGUCCGUCGACUAACGGCCCCCGACAGCAGGGAUCUGCACUGUUGCGUCGCAGAUUUGGCCCAAACCACCGCCACCAGCACCAGCCGCUAGAGCGACGAUAUCCGGCACUCCCGAGAUAGAGUAGCAGCAGCAGCAGCAGCACCAUGGUAGAACGCAUUGUGGAGGAGUGUUGCGACGUGAAUUCCGAUCCAACCCGCAAAACCGAUGUCGCACGGUACAGCAGCGAGGAGGUGUCGGGCAACGAGUCCACCGAGGCACGCAUGCUAUCCGAAGCCGAACGGCAGGCCGACUUCAACCGGCACAAGGAGGAGAUGAAGCGCAAGCGGCGCCGAAAGAAACGCACCAGCUCAUCGAUGCAGUCGUCAUGUUUUCAAGAGCUGUACAAGCUGACUGGCGAGGUGCUGGGCGAGGGUGCGUACGCGUCGGUCCAGACGUGCAUCAACAUCUACACCGAGCUGGAGUACGCGGUGAAGAUCAUCGACAAAAUACCGGGGCACGCGCGCGGCCGCGUCUUCCGCGAGGUGGAAACGUUUCACCACUGCCAGGGGCACCCGAACAUCUUGCAGCUGUUAGAGUUUUUCGAGGAUGACGAAAAGUUCUAUCUAGUGUUCGAGAAGAUCAACGGCGGGCCGCUGCUGACCCGCAUCCAGGAGAACGUCUGCUUCUCCGAGUACGAUGCGGCGCAGAUCAUCAAGGAGAUCGCGUCCGGGCUGGACUUUCUGCACAAGAAGGGCAUCGCCCACCGGGACCUCAAGCCGGAGAACAUCCUGUGCGUCUAUCCGGACAAGCUGUGCCCGAUCAAGAUCUGCGACUUCGAUCUCGGCUCCGGGAUCAAGUUUACCACCAACAUCUCGUCGCCGAACGCCACGCCGCAGCUUUUAACACCGGUCGGUAGUGCCGAAUUUAUGGCACCGGAAGUUGUCGAUCUGUUCGUCGGUGAGUCGAACUACUACGACAAACGAUGCGACCUGUGGUCGCUGGGCGUGAUCGCGUACAUACUGCUGUGCGGCUAUCCGCCCUUCUCGGGCAACUGCGAGCAGGACUGCGGCUGGAACCGGGGCGAGAACUGUCGCACCUGCCAGGAGCUGCUGUUCGAGUCGAUCCAGGAGGGCCGGUACUGCUUCCCGGACAGCGAGUGGCAGGACGUGAGCGAGGAGGCGAAGGACCUGAUCCGGGGGCUGCUGGUGAAGGAGGCGCCGAAGCGCCUGAGCGCCACGGCCGUCCUGAACCAUCCGUGGAUUCGCAUCAGCGACGAUACGGAGUGUGCGGUCGGUGGUAUCAACUCGAAGGCGAACAAGGAGAAGCAGCGCCGCCGGGUGCUGAAGACGCCUGGUGUAAUUCGACGAAACCAAUCUGCGCUCGAGUUGUCCCACUUUGCCGAAUCGGCCAUGGCGGUCAAGCGCGUCAUCAUGCAGCACUUUUCCAUGCGCUACGACUAUAUGGCGAAGGAGCGUCCCAACAUCUAUCAACCGUCGUACAAUGGCAGUGUGGAGCCGGCGGCAAAGCCCACCGAGACCGUGCUACCGACGCUGGUGGUUGAGACAGGGAACGCACAGCCGCCGAACAGCAGCAGCAGCAGCAGUGAUGUUGUGAAACCGUUUGUGCCGCGAACGGAAGAACCUAAUGGAGUCUGUGAUGAAGAUGAACUGUGUAAGGAACGGGACGAAGGGAUGGGAAUACAACCAAUGACCACAAACCACGUUGAGACGGGAAAGGAAUGGGAAAAGGAUGAGGAGAAGAAGAAGGAGCUUAUCAGAGGUAGCUACCAAAACGUUUCCAUCGAUAGCCAGAACAUGGUAGCGGCGGCGGCCGGAGUAAAGGUGCCGACCAUCACGAUUGCCCCCGUUGCCGCCGGUAACGCCGAUGUGGCGGUGGGAGCUGCAACUAUCGAAAUAGUUGUGAACAGUACGUCUUCCGGAAGCGAGGGUGAUUGCACCUUCUCCAGCAAUACUAUUGCCGCGGGCCGCAGCGGAUCCGAUGAACGGGGCAGUAUUGUUGGUAGCGGCGGCGAAGCGGAGCGGAAGGAUUUUCCGCAGCAGGAGAAUACGAGUGACAAAGAAUUGCAAAGUUCUGAUCCACCGAAAAACAAUGCUGCCGGCGGUGGCGCACGUGAUGAUGAUGAUUCUGUACUGACUGGUGGUAAAGCCGUGGCCGAGGCUCGUGCGGAUGAAGCGCCGGAGAAGGAGCUGGAGAAGGCGAAGGAGGUGGUAGUGGUGGAAUUGUCUCCACAAUCGUCCACGCUCUCCUCCCCGGUGCGCAGUAUCGUCGGCUCGAAGGCAACCGGCGGCCCGAGGAAGGCCAGCAACGGUUGGGAUAUUCCGCCCGAGUCGAACUGGCGGUACCGGGGCGAGCAGCAGCAGCACCAGCAAAGUCCUUCCUCGUACGAGUACAACAGUCGCAGCCAGCACGCGCACGGCUACAAGUACGGUAGCUCGGGCUUCGGGUCGAGCUACAAGGGCGGCCGCAGCGGUCACUACCACUCACACCCGCAGCACCACCAACACCAUCACCAUCAUCACAACAAUGUGCAUUACAGUAACUAUCACCAUCAUCACAGCAGCAACCACCACUCGCAUCCACCGAUGUCGUCGACGGGGUCCUACCGGCAGCAGAAUGGAUCCGGCCAUCACCACGCCGGGUCGCACGGCGGCCACUACGGUAACAGCCACGGCAACCAUAACUACAGCAAUGGCAGCAGUAUUGCGCCUCGGUACGGACGCAUCGUGCGAGCAGGCGCCACCAAUAACGAACCAUUCGAUGGUGGCUUCGAGGGCCGAUCGGGCAUGAUGGCGAAGCAGCAGCGCCAUUCGUCGCAGCAGCAGCAGCACUAUCCGUACAGCCACCAUCCUAAUAACGGUUCGUCGUCGUCGUCGUCGGCUUCGCUGACGUCCUGGCGUGCCCAACCGUCGCCGGCGUACGGAAGCAAUCAGCACCGGUACGGUGACGCGGCCGGAACCGGCGACGAGGCGGAAAUCUACCAUCGGUACCACAAUGGCAACAACAAUAGCAGCAGCAAUGGCGAGGGUGGCGGCAUGCUGACUGCGUCGCAGUCACACUACGGCAACGGGAAGAUCACCACCAACCCGAAUAACUUUAAUCACCAUCAGUACAAUCGCGGAGGAACCAAUAAUAAUGUUAAUAAUAAUACUAGCAGCGUUAGUAGCAGCGGAGGAAGUAGUCAUCAUCCGGCAAGGAUGAACGGGGGCAACACCAGUGGCCAUCCAAGUCAGUACCACCAUCAGCAGCAGCAGCAGCAGCAGCAGCAGAACCAUCAGUACCAUCACUACGCAGGAGUGAACAAUAAUAAUGGCUCGAACCAUUACUAUCACAAUGGCACCGGACGGGGAGGCGAUGGUGGUGGUAUGGGACAUUACAACAGCAGCAACAAUAAUCAUCAUUACGGUGCUGGCAAUGGUCAGGGCGGCCAACAGCAGCAAAAAUCGAUGCCAUAUCGUGCGGUGGUGGUGCAGCAUCAUCACCAGCAGCAUCAGCAGUACCAAAAUCAACGCUAUGCUUCACCAUCGUCCUACGGUGGGAUGCGACGCCCCACGCAGAGUCUGAUGAUCGAUGCGGUCGACGGUGCCGGCAUGAAAGGAGCGGCGGCCGGUCCGAGACGCGCCAGCGCUGGUCAGCAGCAAUCAUCACUACCAAUGCAGCGGGCGUCUCCACCGCAACAGUCGCAGCAGCAGCAGCAGCAGCAGCAGAGUAGGAGUAAUGUUAACUGUGAUCCAACUACAAAUACUAUGAAUAGAUAUAAGCUUUAUCAUUCUAACUCGACCACGAUCCUGAGCGCCCUCAAGCGGGAAACGCGCAACUACGGCUACCAGUCGAUGAUGGUCGGUGGCUUCGAGGGCCUGAACCUGAACGGUGGCGAUCACUACCAACCGGCCGACGAGGGCGAAGAGGCAAUGCUGGAGGAACCUCCGUUCCACCUGAUACCGCGGCGCAACGACGAGACGGAGCAGCAGCAACAGCAGCAGCAGAAGCUGCAGCAGCAGCAGGAUGCAAUCGACAACAUCGACGAGGGCGUUUACAGCAGCAGCUCGAGCAGCAACACCAGCAGCCACAGUGGCAACAGCAUCAUCAGUGGCAACAUAGCCACCACUACGGUGGCCGGGUUCGGCGGCACCGGCGGCUCGGGCAUCCUUGCCGAGCUAGCGAUGGCCGACGGGCUGCCGGUCGGGCUUUCGCCACCGAACGAAAGCUUGCUAAUGCAGCGCCGCCUGUCGCUCAAGUCGCGCAGCCUCUGUCUGCCGGUCACGAUCGGUAAGGCAUCGCCGGCGCCGCCACCACCACCACUGGCCAUCAUGCCCGCCACGGUGAAGAUGGUCCCUUCGUCGGGCGGCGAGUUUGAGGAGUGCACCACCAACGGCCACCAGCAGCGGGAGGAGGAACCGUCGCCACUGUCCUCUCCGGAGCAGCGCAGCGACGAGGAGGUGGGAGUAGGAGGCUGCCCAAUCUUUGCGGCCGCGCGCCAUGAUGCAGAAGGAUACUAUCCGUACUAUCCGCGCAAUGGUAGGGUCGGCACGACCGGCGUUACGACGACGCCAACGCUAACCAUUACUACGCACAGUGGCUAGGAGGAGGGGGAGAGGGAUGUACGUGUGCUCCCCGGGGGACGAUUCGCCAUCACUGUCGUCCCGUUUUCUACUUCUUGCUUUUUUAACCAUCAGCCUGCAAACGACAGUGGACGGCGGAGCAGGGAAAGAUGAACGAAUGUGGAGACAUGCUUUGUUUCCCGACUUUGUUCACUCUUUUCUUCUCCCACCGUCGCUGGCGCGUUACUGAACCGGUUUGAUUUGAUGCAUGCCUUGCAGAGUGCACCUUGCCCCAACCCGCCGCAUGCUUUGUUUUUGUCAACUGGCAUUCUGUUUUGGAAUGCGGCGUACAAUUUGAUUGUGCAAAUAAAUUUUGGAAGAUCCCAUUGUGUGAACCAACCGAUAGGAUCGGAUGUAUAAUGUUUAGAUUGUUUAACUACGUCUUUAGGUCAUCCCAACCAUCUUAAUUGGGUUUCAGACUGACACAAAAUCUUUGAUGCUAUACGGAUAGAGUAACUAUUUACCGUAAAGAGAGAGAGAGAGAUGGAGAGAGAAAAAACGUUAUUGUGGGUUCGUUUGAAGGAAGAGUGGAAGAAUGUGGGAGUGUGUGUGUAGUGUAGUGUAGCGAGAGGAGAGAAAAGCUUCUAUUGUGCUGAGAUUUCGAUAAUGCAAUAAAGGGAAGCGAAGCAAAGAGCACAGUCGGGAAUAAUAUUGUAAACAGGAUAGAUAUUAGAGGACAUCGUGAUAUCUUUACCUGUAUUUGUACACACCACGCACACAGGCCAAGCAUCGAUACUUUUGUAUUUAAUCUUUUUUUUUGUACUUUACACUUUUUUUAAACAAAAUUCUUGUUUUCUCCUCGCGUAUCAAUUUGUACUGGAAACUAUCACACAAAAUUGGUGGAAUAUUUGCAGAGAGUAAAGGAAAAAAGCAAAAUACUGCGAUUACGGGAAUUGUUUGAAUUUGGAAAUUGAAUCGAAUUGGAAUACGAAAAAUACAUACGCGUAUCUGUGGACUAUUUUUCCCCCCUUAUAUUGUUUUGUUUUUGGUUUGCUCUCGCAAGCGUAUACUAAAAUAUACCUGAGAGUAUAGUAGUUGUUAGUAAAUAUCAUUCGAACGAACGACACGAUAAAACAAGGGAUGUUGCUCCAGUUGUGCAGUCGAAUGCGGGCAGUGCCCUAGGGGUUGUAGAAAUAAUGGUUAGCGUUGCAAGCGUCCGUCGUCCCCAUAUAGUGUUAGCAUUGGAUAAGGUCCUACCAGGUAGGUGGGUCUACCAGAUCGUGGUCGAAAAUUACUAUACAAAAAAACGAAAAGCGAAAAGAGCAAACUUUGUCAAACGCGCAUACACUCGAAAAGGAACCAUCCAAACUGUCGAAAACAAAAAGAGAAAGAGAGAGAGAGAGAGAGAGAGAGAGAGAGAGAGAGAGAGAGAGAGAGAGAGAGAGAGAGAGAAGAAAACAAAACAAACUCAAAACGAAAGCCGCCGCCUCCUUCUGCACACUCCUCUCCGCCUGUGCUGAAAACAGGGGUACGCGCACGAUGUUGCUACGCUCAGAGUGAUUCGUGUAUUUCGAGACGAAACCGUCGGCGCUGCUGCGUAGCUUUAGAGGACGCGCUAUGUAGAGUGGUGCGCAACCAUUUUUUGUUUGUUUUUGUUUGCGCACAUAUCUCUCCCGUUUGUCUGUCGGGCGACUACCGGUUGGCUGCAAGAAGCGGUCGGUUUAUUUUUACUCUUUUUUUUUGGAGCAAUGCGUUGCUUGUGCACGCGCGUGCCCCAGCUUCUCGCAAGUAGUGUGGAAGUAGUAGCGUGUGGCGCAUAGUAGCAGUGUAGUGUAAUGGCCACAGGGGGCGGGAAGUUACAAGAGACAUACACGCUGGGCGGUGAUGUGAUGUGAUGAGCGAGAGGGAGGCGCAGCAGGAACACAACCACGAACCUACCUUCUUUAUGUGAGCGCGGGGAGCACAGGCCCUUGAGGAUGUGAAUACCGCGAACGCGACAACACGAGAGCAGUAGAGGCAGAGUGUCGACUAGUGAUGAGAACGACAAGUGAAGUGAAGUGUUGUAAUCCUUAAGAAGAACAAAACAUAAAAAAGCGGCACUAAAACAUGGCAGAAAUAGGGGAAAAGGGAACAGGGAAAGCCCGAAACCCGACAAACAAAAACAAUAUUGGGAAAGCACAUGCUCUCGCAAUAUUGACAUCGACGGCAAAAGGAGAGAGGUGUCCGUUAAUUCCUGUACGCGAACUUCACCAUUCUCCUCUUCCAUUGUUGGGUAGAUGUUGCUACAUUUUUAAAAAAGAACACUGUUGUACAACCCGUUUUGACCAUGCGUGUUGUACUGCAACGCUGUGUGGGUGCUUUUCUUUCUUUCUUUUUUUAUUUUUUAUUGUACAGUGUACAUCUUUUUUGUUGUUGUUUUAAAUGUUAAAGUAAAAAAGGAACGAAGGAAGAAACGCGCAAAAAAUGAGCGAUUUUUUUUUUGCAGUGUGAAGUUGUUGGGAAGAACUUUAAAAGUGCUUGAUUUUUCUUCGGGAAAAAAGCGAUACAAAAGUUUGAAUGAUGUUGUUUGUGAACUUUUAGCGUCCAGCUAAGGAAUGAUGCGUAUAAGGUAGCAUCAUGUUGAUGAUAUUUGCAUAAGCUUUGCUAAUGAUGCUGUAUGUUAUUAGCAGCUUGAAACCCCUCAGGAGGCGUGAGGUUAUUUUUUGUGAGAAAUAUAUUGUUUUUUUACCCUAAUGAAUUUUUUUAAAAUGAAAAUGUAAACCAAACCCCCAACAGCAACGGCAUUUUGCAUUUGAACCUUUUUUUUAAUUCUUUUUCUAAAUCACUUCUUUUGUGAAUUAUCAUCCAGUGUGGAUGAUGAAGAAUCGAACACUUCCUCUCCCCGUAACUUACACUUACUCACUCACUCACUCACAUCAUUAAUUGUUAAGAUAACUGGUUUUUUCCUCAUCUUAACGUCUAAAACAUUCGCUUUCCCUUUUCCUAAAUGGGCUUAUACUACUAUUGUUUUCCCUAUCACAAACAACGCCGUUCUAGUAUUAAGAAGUUUCUAACGAACGAGAACUUAGAAGAUCGGGGAGAGAGAGAGAGAUAUAGAGUGAGAGAGGGAGAAUAAGAAGCAUCUCCAAAAACACCACCAUCAAUGAAAGAGUGAAAAUAAGAGCAGCAUACGUGUGUGCGAGGUUUAACUCGCAGCAAUUAAGAAGCAAUAUACGAAGUAAUCUUACAUGAAGACGAAAAUCAGUAGCCCGUAGCAACCCCCUUUACCCCGUACUUCCGUUGCAACCGGGUCGGUUGCAGUAGGCGGGCCAGAACGCACACGACUGGGGCGGGAGAAACGCACAUACAGGACAAUGGUGUUUGUGUGGUUCAGUUGUGGUAAACAGAACGGCCAAUUACACUUCCCAUCUUUUGUGUGCCUGUGUGCCGAUCUAAGUAGCCCUCCCGUGCCCGGAUACAACAACCUCUUAUCCUAUUCUCCCACUGUCUCCUAUUUCAUCUUCUCCCAUUGGAUAAUAAUAGUAUAAGCAAACCUACAAAGCGAAAACAAACUCCCCCUAAACAUGCGCUUCUACAUUCAAACAACGCGAAUACUUGUACCAUACCAAACAAAAUGGCUCUUUGUUCUGGCUUGUAUUACUAGUAACGUGCGCGAUUAUUGAGUUUAACAAAAAAGGGCAAAAAGAAACAAAAACAAGUAGGUGCAAAAACAAAAGGAAGCAACAAAACACACAAAAACAUUUGCUACAGAGACAUUGCUUUAGAAAAGUAUUAUGUCGCAAAAAAAUGAAGAAAAAAAAACACAAAAGACUGGUCUUAACACAAAAGCAGGAGAGAAAGCUACGAGAGAAAUGUGAGAGAGGAAGAUGGAAAAUGGUGUUACAAAAAUCAUAACAAAAAAAAAAACUACCGAUGAAGAGGAAGGUGUGUGGCCCCGUAAAUAUUUCGUGAUGCGUGAUAAGGGUGAUUGGCAGCGAUUCGUUUGGGGGAAAGUAAAUGAAGUAGAACGGGCGGGGGCGUAUACAAAAUACACAAAAUUGAUAGGGUUUUGCUUUGGUUUUUAUUUUGCUAGUAAAAAAACACAUAAGGUUACAAGAAGUGUUGCAAAAUUUGGGAAAUUAGAAAGAGAAAAGGAAAAGACGAUGAGUAGCUAAAACAAUAGAAAAUGAUUAGCAGAAAUAAUAAUUGGUAGCAAAGUUACAACUAUUUUUGGCGUAAUAUUAGUGCGGUAAUAUACAUUGAAAUUAUGUUUGUUUUAGUUUGGUCAAAGAAACGAAAGUAACGAGAAAUUAUACAUGCACAAGGAAAACACCAUUUGGAGAUCGUACUCAAACAACAAUAACAACGAAAAGCUACAAAAAUCACAUGACCCACAAACACAAGUUGGCGAACAAUGAAGCGAAAUGCAGAAGAAAAACGCUCAACAGCCACACAGCCAAGAUGAGUGAGAUAUGGAGAAAGGAAAGGUGGUACGCAAGAAAACAACAACAUGUAUGUUUUGCGAGCAUUUGUUUAUUUUUGUUGGUUUGAUUUUUUGUUUAAAUCAAGAGUGAUAAGUGACAAGCAAGACGGAAGGAGAAAAAAAGCCCCCCAAAACUUAUGUCGUGUAGAAGGGGUUCAGGAAUACAGGAAAGGCCAAACGCAAAGCAAAGAACUAACGCAAUGGUACAAUACACAAACACAAACCCAGUAAGUGGAGUAAAAACAAAAACAAAAACAAAAACAAAAACAAAAAACAAAAACAAACAAAAAAAACACGAAAGACGUGAAAAGCAUUGAACAUUUAAUGUUAAGGGGGGGUAAUCACUAUUAGGAUUUCCCCCCUGCCUAACCCUCCAAGAAAGUUAAUCGAAGAAGAGAAGAAAAAAACACUCAAGAAUAACAAACAGGAAGAAAAUGAAAAUGAAAAGGAAAGAUACACAAAAAAAAGAAACAAAACCACUAGAAGAGAAAAAAGAAAGAAAAAAAGAAACGAGAGAAGUAUAUAUUUUUAUGAAUUAUAAAACAAAAAAAACACAACACAAGAAAACAAUUUGAAAAGAAACAGCACACUAAACUUUCCCAAACGGUACCCCACAGUAUAAGUAAGGGAGUGAAAGAGGGUGGCGUGAUGUUUUUGUAGGGAGAAAAUACAUACACUCACACACACACGCA